CAGUGUUCCCGCCCAUUUGAUAAGCUACAGUAAUCGGAAAAUUUGGACUGCACAAUCCAAUAAAAAAAACUGGCGAAGCUUCCCUCAUACUCUUAAGGAUUCCGAGUGAAUAUUGGAUAUUGGACUCCGUAUUUUAUUAGAUGUACGAAGAGAGCGUGUAGAGAAUUCCGCCGGAUCAGCAGAGAUUGACCUUCUUCGGGAAGCAGCUUGGAGACAGCCGGACCCUUGCCGAAUACAACAUCUAAAAAGAGUCUACUCUGGAUCUCAUCACCAGGCUGUUUAGAUCCAGAAUGUUUGAUCAAGGGAAGGAGAUAUUGAGUUCGGUUGCCGUUGAUGAUAGUCUUAGUAAACACCCAGUGUCGGAGAUAGCAGAUUUAGCGAGGGAGAACAACAGGGAGAAUCCCGAGAUGGUUGUAAAGCUGCUGGAUGCAUUAUUUAGGGUUUAUGUCUAUCACAUGAAGCUCAAGGAAGCCAUUGAGAAGAUGGUGGAUGCAAAUUUGAAGAUCACGGUUUAUUCAACGACUAUGGUAAUUGAUGGAUUGUGUAAAAUGGGAAGAGUAGAUGAAGCAAGAAGAUUGUUGCAGGAUAUGAUGAUUCGUAGAGGCGUGAAACCUAACGAACAUACUUAUAACACGUUAUUGAAUGGAUAUGUGAAGCACUCGGAUCUUGGCGCCGUGAAUGAUAUCUUAAAUGAGAUGAAGAAGGAAGGAAUCCAGAUGAAUACCACAAGCUACACAGUUCUAAUAGAAGGUUAUUCAAAGUUGAGAAGAUUUGAAGAAGCAGGGGAACUUUUUGGAGAUAUGGAAAAGAGAAACAUAGAAGCAGAUGCUCAUGUCUACACUGCUGGAAUGGCAAUUGGCAUCGUUGGUGACGCCGGUGUUAGAGCUAACUCACAACAGUCAAAGCUCUUUGUUGGGAGUUAAAGCUGUAAUCACUAAGAGCUUUGAGAGGAUACACCGAAGUAACUUGGUGGGGAUGGGCAUUAUUCCUUUAUGUUUCAAGGCUGUAGAGGAUGCAGAGACACUGGGAUUGACAGGUAAGGAGCGCUACUCCCUGAGAGUGAAAGUACAGAAGCUUUGCCGGCCAGUCUAGAGCAGACUAGAGGAAGGAAGAACAUGCCCAAAUGCUUCGGUAACUUUUGUUGUGGUCAAGGCUUUUGCUGUUACGAUAAAGCAUCUGGUGGUUUUCAAAAAAAGGGGCUGUUUUAGGAUGCAGUGAUGAACAAAGAAAACAAUUGUAGACGG
Messenger RNA from Cuscuta campestris, 1244 nucleotides. The record is from the annotation of a GenBank genome assembly. Lineage: Eukaryota; Viridiplantae; Streptophyta; Magnoliopsida; Solanales; Convolvulaceae.